UAUAGAAUUAAAAAAAUAAAGCCUUCCGGCGGCUUAAACCCUAGUUCCCAUUCUCAUCGUCGCUUCAACUCCGCCGCCGCCGAUGGAGUUCUGGGGUCUCGAGGUUAAGCCUGGAAGCACUGUUAAAUGUGAGCCUGGACAUGGCUUUAUCUUGCACCUUUCCCAGGCUGCUCUUGGGGAAUCAAAGAAAAGUGACAGUGUCUUGAUGUAUGUCAAAGUUGAUGAUGAGAAGCUUGCCAUUGGCACCCUCUCUAUUGACAAGAACCCUCAGAUACAGUGUGAUUUGGUUUUCGAUAAAGAGUUCGAGCUGUCGCACACAUCAAAAACUACCAGUGUCUUUCUCACAGGUUACAAGGUUGAGCAGCCAACCGAGGAAGAUGAAAUGGAUCUUGAUUCUGAAGAUGAGGAGGAGGAGGAGCUGAACGUUCCUGUUAUCAAGGAAAACGGAAAAGCUGAAGGGAAGGAGAAGCAGAAAAGUCAAGAGAAGGCAGUUUCUGCAGCUUCAAAAUCAAGUCUUGCUUCUAGGCUUGUUGGAAAGAAAAGCAAGGAUGAGGAUGAUUCUGAUGAGGAUGAGACUGAUGAUUCGGAUGUGGAUGAGACGGAUGAUUCUGAUGAGGGUGAGGGAUUAUCUCCUGAAGAAGGCGACGAUGAUGAUUCAAGUGAUGAGGAUGAUACCAGUGAGGGUGAGGAGGAAACGCCAACACCUAAGAAGCCAGAGGCAGGCAAGAAGAGAGCUGCUGAAAAUGCUCUGAAAACUCUGCUUUCUGAUAAGAAAGUAAAGGUUGCCACACCGUCAGCCCAGAAGACAGGUGGCAAGAAGGGCGCCACCCAUGUGGCAACUCCAUACCCAGCCAAGCGGGCGGGCAAGACCCCUGCAAACAAUGACAAGUCAAAGGAGAGGUCUCCAAGAUCUGGUCGGUCGGUCCCUUGCAAAUCGUGCAGCAAGACGUUCAACAGUGAGAUGGCUCUGCAGGCUCACUCAAAGGCGAAGCAUCGGGCCAAGUGAGUCACAGGUCCAAUCGAGCCCUCAAAGACGACGUCAAACUUAUUUUGUUUAGAGAUUAGAGACUAGUUGCUAUUUGACUGACUCAGCAAAACAAGGCUGGUGUGUGAAGUUUAAUAUUUUGGGCUGUCCAGCUGGUAGUGUUCAAUGUGCAUUCGAUUGUUGUGCUGCGA
Molecule: messenger RNA, 1176 nt
Organism: Sorghum bicolor (sorghum)
Lineage: Eukaryota; Viridiplantae; Streptophyta; Magnoliopsida; Poales; Poaceae
Product: histone deacetylase HDT2
Exons: 9
Coding region: 83-1006 (307 amino acids)
Source: RefSeq, a predicted model, not a curated record